Messenger RNA from Diaporthe citri, 1296 nucleotides. RefSeq lists its product as uncharacterized. The record is from RefSeq and is a predicted model, not a curated record. Lineage: Eukaryota; Fungi; Ascomycota; Sordariomycetes; Diaporthales; Diaporthaceae. The transcript has 2 exons. Bases 1 to 1296 code for a protein of 431 amino acids.
AUGGAAGAUCACGAGGCGUGCUGGGAGCGGUUCCGCUCUGACAUACGAGGGUCCUUGGAAAUCGUCGAUACCAAGCAGGAGAAGCCCAUACUACAAUUCCACAUCCCAAUUCGUCCCCGGCUUCCAAAGUACAGACCUGGCAGUGGCCCCGUUCCACCUCGAAUCAACUUGCGACCUGUUCACGACAGCAACGCGUUCAUCGUCGACAAAGUCGUCCUUCCCCGCGGUCACUUCCAUCCUUCCGACCACUUUCGACAGCGACGCUGCUAUUACAUCGUAGGCUGGCCUGACCUCCCUGCAGCGCGGCCUGUCGUGGACGCUAGCAAGAUCCUCGACUAUGUUUCGCCUCGUACUCUGGAGGACUGGGAAUACCAAGAUGCGCUGCGCCGCGAGGAAGAGCGCGAGCAGGAAAGGGAGGCCAAGAAACAUGAGGCUGCUCAAGGCAAGGCAGUGGCUACACCCAUUGACGGUGGAUUGCUGCCAGGCGCCAAGCGCAGACCAGGACGACCUCCGAGAGCGAUGAUGAUGGUAGCCGAGCCGACACCGGAACCCGAGCUGAACAGUGAACAAGAAGAGAUCAUCCACAAGCGGAGGAGAGGUCCAUCGUUAUCGACACCACAAAAGAGGAGGCCAGCGCAACUGCUGGCCGAGGAGGAGGAGAUGCUGGAAGAGCUGGAAGGAGAAAAUGCUCCUGCCAAGACAAAGUCAAGGAAAAGCAAAAAGAAGCAGGCCGAGUUGACCCCAAUGGAUACUGGAGUAGCAGAAGCUGUGGGCUCACCUAAUACCGCCCUAGACCUUGUCCAAGGCGAGCAAGACUACGUGGUCAAGCGCCUCGAAGACGACUACAUCCUCAAUGGUGUGCACUGGUUUCAAGUGCGAUGGGAAGGCGACUGGCCCGAUGACCUGAACCCAACGUGGGAGCCCAGGGAGAACAUUGCAGAGAAGCUAGUAAAGGAAUACCUCAAGAAGAAGGCUAAACGUGGCGCCAAUCGACCUGAUAGACCCAAAUCGAAAAGGCCAGCGAAGACGAAGCACACAAAUCUGCUUGCCGAUUGGGCCAAAGGGUAUAACAGUGUGGCGGAUGCCUUCGAGGGCGUGGAACUGAACGCCACCAGUGACACGAUGCUUGAGCACGGCAAUGCGCUGGGUGGGGACGCGGACGCUGACGACGGCCCAGAUGAGCUUCUCGUUAUUGACGAGAAUGAGACGGCCGCAACUGAGAGGAGAAAAGCUAUGGAGGCAGAGAUCGUGGCACAAUUUGCUAGCAUGGCAAGAGCAACACCUCAACACUUCUAG